This is a messenger RNA of Pneumocystis jirovecii RU7, 1998 nucleotides long. Its product is annotated as serine C-palmitoyltransferase LCB2. The transcript has 6 exons. Bases 1 to 1998 code for a protein of 665 amino acids. Gene Ontology annotation, biological process: ceramide biosynthetic process; sphingosine biosynthetic process. Gene Ontology annotation, molecular function: pyridoxal phosphate binding; serine C-palmitoyltransferase activity. Gene Ontology annotation, cellular component: serine palmitoyltransferase complex. The record is from RefSeq and is a predicted model, not a curated record. NCBI's taxonomy places the organism in Eukaryota, Fungi, Ascomycota, Pneumocystomycetes, Pneumocystales, Pneumocystaceae.
AUGCCUCAUAAAGCGCAGCGUAAAACAUCUUCUGGAAAUGUAACUAAUGAAGUACUUUUACGUCAUAAGCAAUCUUUACUUUUUAACAAAGGAUCGAAGUUGAUAUCUUUUUUUUCGUCCUCACACAGAGGGUUUGCUCAAUUUCUGUCGAGCAGUGCAUUUGGUUUUUCUAGAAGUGGUGACUCUGUUUUAAAUUAUCGCGAUGCGUUACUUUCUGAUACUUCAUUAUCUUCUAAUUUUUCAAAUGUUGGUUUUUAUAAAGAUGAAAAACAUCUCAAAAACGAAAGAAAGCGCGCUGACCUUCAGUUGAAGCCUUUAAUAAAGAUAUGUAAAAGUGAGUUGCGCAGUAAUAAGGCGUCGCAGUUUGCACCUCUUUUACAUCCAUCACAUUUGUUUGUUUCUCAGCACCCUAAAGGUAAACCUGUUCUUCCAAUUAUUGAGGAUGCUCCUUCAUAUUAUUAUCUUAUUACGACGUAUUUUUCUUAUCUUAUUCUUAUUAUAUUGGGGCAUAUACGUGAUUUUUUUGGCAAGAGAUUUAAAAAACAAAAAUACUGUCAUUUGCGUGCACAUGAUGGAUAUGCAGCUCUUAAUUCUGAUUUUGAUAAUUUCUAUAUUAGACGUCUUAAAAUGCGUUUAAAUGAUUGCUUUAGUAGGCCUACUACUGGUGUACCAGGUAGGAUGAUUACAUUGAUUGAACGUGUUAGUUAUGAUUAUAAUGAAACUUUUACUUUUACUGGAAAUUUUGUUGAAUGCUUAAAUCUUUCUUCAUAUAAUUAUUUGGGUUUUGCACAGAGUAGUGGUCCUUGUGCUGAUUUCGUCGAAGAGGUUAUUAAAAAAUGGAAAUUUAGUAGUUGUGGAGCUAGAUCUGAUGCAGGCACUCUUGAUUUACAUGUACAAUGUGAAGCGUUGGUUGCUCGAUUUGUUGGAAAACCUGCGGCAACAAUAUAUAGUAUGGGGUUUGCUACAAAUGCAACGCUAUUUUCUGCUCUUGUAUCUAAAGGGUGUCUUAUAAUAUCUGAUGAGCUUAAUCAUUCAUCUAUUCGUUUUGGCUCUCGUCUUUCUGGAGCGAGUAUUAAAAUGUUUAAGCAUAAUAAUAUGGAAGAUUUAGAAAAGUUAUUAAGGGAAUGUAUUUCUCAGGGUCAGUAUCGUACACAUAGACCUUGGAAGAAAAUUCUUGUUAUUGUAGAAGGAUUGUAUUCUAUGGAAGGCACUCUUUGUAAUUUACCUGGUCUUAUUGCACUAAAGAAACGAUAUAAAUUUUAUUUGUAUAUAGAUGAAGCACAUAGUAUUGGAGCUAUUGGGCCUCGUGGGCGAGGUGUAUGUGAUUAUUUUUCUAUUGAUCCAUCUGAAGUUGAUAUUUUGAUGGGUACAUUUACUAAGUCUUUUGGUGCUUCUGGAGGAUAUAUAGCAGCGGAUAAGCAUAUAAUUGAUAAAUUGCGACUUUUUAAUGCUGGGUCACUUUUUUCAGAAUCAAUGAGUCCUAUAGUUGUUUCUCAGAUUAUUUCUAGUAUUAAUAUGAUUCUUGAUGAGACUCAAAAUGAAGGACAAAUACGUUUACAGCGUCUUGCAUUUAAUAGUCGAUAUCUUCGUCUUGGACUUAAACGUUUAGGCUUUAUUGUUUAUGGGCAUGAUGAUUCACCUAUUGUGCCGGUGCUUUUAUACAAUCCUGGAAAAAUGCCUGCUUUUUCUCGUUUAAUGUUGGAACGGAAAAUUGCUGUUGUUGUUGUAGGCUAUCCUGCAACUCCUCUUGUAGAAUCGCGAGUUCGGUUUUGUGUUUCUGCUGCUCAUAAUAAAGAUGAUUUGGAUAGGCUUUUAGCUGCAUGUGAUGAAGUUGGUGAUUUGCUUCAGCUUAAAAAUAGUAGUGGUGUUGCUGGAGAAGAUAUUGGUUUAAAACAUAUGGAAUAUGUUCUCAGUGGUGCUUAUAAAGUAUAUCAUCCUCCUCCACGUUGGCAUCUUAAAGAUGUUAUUGAACGAGGUGUGGAAGAUGUUAGAGAUUAA